This is a messenger RNA of Colius striatus (speckled mousebird), 2119 nucleotides long. It is a transcript of the gene PGAP2, whose product is annotated as post-GPI attachment to proteins 2. NCBI's taxonomy places the organism in Eukaryota, Metazoa, Chordata, Aves, Coliiformes, Coliidae. Gene Ontology annotation, biological process: GPI anchor biosynthetic process. The transcript has 6 exons. The record is from RefSeq and is a predicted model, not a curated record. Bases 154 to 939 code for a protein of 261 amino acids. Gene Ontology annotation, cellular component: Golgi membrane; endoplasmic reticulum membrane.
GGCGCGACGGGGCGUGAGGGGAGCGGCACGGGGCGGGAGCCGGAGCAGGAAGAAGAGGAGAGAGGAGGCGUGCUGGUGCCGGUUUCGAGCCCAGGGCAUGGAGCAGCCCGGAGGGGGCUGAACGGUGCGGGGCUGAGGGAGCGGCCGGGGGUGAUGGAGGAGAGGCCCAUCAGGAUGUUGCAGGUUCCGCUGCCCCUGGACCGAGACGGGAUCCUCUUCCGGCUCCGUUUUACCACGCUGGCCGUCGGGACUGUGUUCUGCCCACUCUUUGGUUUCCUUUUCUGUGUGAUCUGGUCUCUGCUGUUCCAUUUCCAGGAGACAACAGCCACCCAUUGCGGGGUCCCCAACUACCUCCCCUCCAUCAGUGCUGCUAUCGGGGGCGAGACCCCCCAGCGCUACGUCUGGCGCCUCUGCAUCGGCCUCCACUCAGCCCCACGCUUCCUGGUGGCUGUUGCCUACUGGAACCACUACCAGAGCUGCCACUGCUCCCACCCCCGCUACCUGCGCCUCUGCCACUUCAACCUCUUCCUCAACCUGCUCGAAAACUUCGCCCUCCUUAUCCUGACCUACGUGUCUUCAUCUGAAAACUAUGCAAUCCACGAAAAUGCCUUCAUCGUGUUCAUCACGUCGGCUCUGGGCCACAUGCUGCUGACCUGCAUCCUCUGGAGGAUGACUAAGAAACACACAGUAAGUCCCGAGGAGCGCAAGUCCUACAAGUGGAAGCAGCUGCUCUUCUUCUUCACCUUCAUCACGUUUGCUUUUGCCGUGUGUGUCUACUUCCACCACAACUGGUACUGCGGCCCCGGAGUGUACACCAUCUUCGCCUUCCUGGAGUACUUGGUCGUCCUGUCCAACAUGGCCUUCCACAUGACUGCCUUCUGGGACUUUGGCAACAAGGAGCUGGUGGUGAGCUCGCUGCUGGAGGACAAGCACUUCUAGGCGGCCUGGUGCCGCUGCCAGGUGGGGGCUGCUCUUUCCCUGGGGGAGGCAGAGAGCCCCUUCCCUCCUCUGCUGCUGCCAGGCCCCGGCUCUUCGCUGUGGAGCUGCUGCGAGGAUCGUCCCCAGGUCCCACAAGUGUCUGUGCACGGUCCCUGCCUGCGCCUGGAGCUCUCCCACGGGGCUGUUGCUGGGGCAUCUCGAGGCUGGUUCCCCCUGCCCUGGCUCCCUGCUGGCUCCUGGGACAGGCAGGAGGACAGAGGAGAGAGCAGGGACCCGCUGCCUGAGGCUGGGGCCCAGGGACCCCGCGUUGCUGGGACAGGAGAGUCCUGGAAGAUGCCAGCCCAUGCACGGACUGCAGAGAGCAAGGCAGGACAGCACCAGUGCCCACGGGGUGCAGCAGGAGCUGGGAACAUCCCCACUCUCCCGCUCUGCCUUUCCCAGAACCCCCAGCAAGCAAAGGGGGCUUGGGGGGGCGUGUGCUCCAUUCAAGCCCAGAGUGGGCUGGUGCUGGGGGUGCUCACUCUGACCUUCCCAACAGUUUCCCCUGUGUCUGAAGCUUGAGCUGGGAGCUGCUGGGGUUCAGGGGAGCUGCUGCUGCCUGGGAGGAGGGUGCUGGCAGUGCCCCCCAUCCGUGGGCUCAGCCUGGCGUUGGGGUCUGAGCGGGGAGCUGGGUGCUGGCAGCAUCCCCAGGCUCCAGGGGGGUUGCAGGGAGCUGCUGCUGUGCUCAGACAGGUAGCACAGGGCUCACUCCUGGAGGCUCCCCGGAGGGGGAACGGGCAGGGGCAAAGGGCCAAGCCUGUUGGCAGCAGGAGCUGUGGAAUGUGGGAAGCUCUGUGCUUGCCAGGGCUCACCCUGUACCACACUCCACCAUGAAGGACCCACACGGGUCCCUGCAACUGCCCUUCACUCCAUGCAGCCACCCCCAGGGGUCCUGAGGAGAGCCCAGCACCCAUCCCCGCACCCCUGGGCCCGGGCAGAGCCUCUGCAGGAGCUGUGGCUCCUGGGCUGGUGGCCCUGGGGCCGGGGUGGCCUUUGAGCAGGAGCUGUGGGUCCAUCCCUCAGCGCCCCCGUGCCAGGCUCCGUCCCUCAGCAUCGCCUGCGUGCGUGUGGCCCGAUGCCCCCGCUGUGCCUGCGCCUCGGCUCGGGGGGAAUAAAGCCCUGAGGACUUUUGUGAGCUCUC